Messenger RNA from Copidosoma floridanum, 726 nucleotides. It is a transcript of the gene twr, whose product is annotated as signal peptidase complex catalytic subunit SEC11 homolog C twr. The record is from RefSeq and is a predicted model, not a curated record. Lineage: Eukaryota; Metazoa; Arthropoda; Insecta; Hymenoptera; Encyrtidae. Gene Ontology annotation, molecular function: serine-type endopeptidase activity. Gene Ontology annotation, cellular component: signal peptidase complex; membrane.
UAUUCGUUUCAGCACAUAAUUAUACACCGUCUCUACCUAAAUCGUAUACUACGUAGCUAUGUGAAUCGAAUCGUUUUACACAUGACUUCGUUUAUCUUUUAUACGGUUGACGUAUAGAUGAUAUUCAUGACACAACUGCUUGAUUUUCUUUUCGUGUACUACGCGAAUAAGUCGGUGCAGCUGCUGCCAAUAUGAUUCUCCAUGCUAACGGAUGUUUUUCAUGACAACAGAUUCUUUUACCAAAUAUUAAGUUUUGGAAUGAUUGUCUCUUCUGCAUUAAUGAUUUGGAAAGGAUUGAUGGUUGUCACUGGAAGUGAAAGUCCAAUCGUUGUUGUAUUAAGUGGAAGCAUGGAACCAGCCUUUCAUCGAGGUGAUUUACUAUUUUUAACAAACUACCAUGAUGAAUCAGUAAAAGUUGGAGAAAUAGUAGUGUUCAAAGUAAAUGGCCGCGAUAUACCUAUAGUCCAUCGAGUCAUCAAACUUCAUGAAAAGGGUAUGCAAAAUAAUACAAUAAAAUUUUUAACAAAAGGUGAUAAUAAUUCUGUUGAUGAUCGAGGACUUUAUGCAAAGGAUCAGUAUUGGCUCACUAAUAAGGACGUUGUUGGUAGAGCAAGAGGAUUCCUACCAUACGUUGGAAUGGUGACAAUAUACAUGAAUGAAUAUCCUAAAUUUAAGUAUGCCAUCUUGGCAUGUCUUGGUAUUUAUGUUUUAAUUCAUCGAGAAUAA